Messenger RNA from Drosophila sulfurigaster albostrigata, 2399 nucleotides. RefSeq lists its product as uncharacterized. The transcript has 3 exons. Bases 1167 to 2399 code for a protein of 410 amino acids. Lineage: Eukaryota; Metazoa; Arthropoda; Insecta; Diptera; Drosophilidae. The record is from RefSeq and is a predicted model, not a curated record.
UGAAAAGUUUGUUGCGCCGCUUGGAAGCCGUGCGCCGAGUGCCGAGUGCCGAGUGCUCAUUUCUUUGUUUUGUGGAAAUAAUGCUAUUAGCGUGAACAUUUCGUUGCGCAUACGCCGCAUGUGCCAACAUAACAAGUGUUAGCAAGUCUCGCGACCAGAGAAUACAAUUAAAAAUGACAAAAUUCAAAAGAAAUAUGCACUUAUAAUAUAAUAUAUAAAUAAUACAUAUCAAAUAAUAUUGUGCUAAUUUUGUGUUGUAAAAUGAAAAUAAAUUUGUGUGAAAGAGAGAAAUUUGUGUACAGUACUUGUGAAGUAAAUAAUAGUGCUGCGUUUUGUGCUCAUCAGUGUUGUACUCGAGUGUCUGUUCAUCUACAGACACACAAACACACACACACGUACUUGCAUACACUUGUGUGUAGAUCUGCAUAUGUAUUUGUCCAGCGUUUGUCAUCGCAUGGAGCAAUCGCAGUUCUAGUUCCAGUUCAGACGUCAGCCAGUUCGUAUCUUGGAGCUCGCGUCAACCGUCUGAACUGUCGACCAACGAUUUGUUUAUAAACGAAAACAACGAAAGAACAGAGAGUGGGGCAAACGAAAGGCGAUGGACAUGCAAUUAGAUAGAAAUUAACAGAAGAAGAAUAUUCUAUAAACAUACUUAAAUAUAUACACACACUUGUCGUUAUGUGUGUGUGAGCGAGCGAGAGAGAGCGAGUGAUAGAAAUUAACGAACAUGUUUAAUCUGCUGCGACGCACGCGUCAGAGAAAGGCGCAUAAAAACAAAAACUACGAUGUAAGUGAUGAUGAAGAGGCAUCAAAGCCAAGAGCGCCCACAACAGCCUUUGACAGGAGCACAGAGAGCACGCACAGUAAUGGCGCCGAGUGCCGUUACCUAUUCAGCAAGAGAGAGAGCAAGGCGAGUGAGAGCAACUCGCAUGAGAGCAGCGCCCGUGAGAGCAACUCGCAUGAGAGCAGCGCCCGCGAGAGUAAAUCGCAUGAGAGCAGCGCUGGGCCGCGACGUGCGGUGAUCGAAGAGUUGGAGGACUUUGGCAGCGACAACGACGAAGAGAAGGCAAGUGUAAAAUUAGCAAAAACAGCUGCUGCUAAUGGCCAUUCAGCGAUCUCUUGGCGCUCCGACAAUUUGUUGUAUAUAAAUAACAUGGGCAGCGGUGAUGCGGCGACAAAGGCGAGGACAACGACUGCUGCUGCUGCUGUUGACGAUGAUGAGGAACGAAAUGAACGAAAUGAUAGAAAUGCUGCUGCCACCGCAACGGCGGCUGUUGGUGUUUUUUGCUCUUGCUGCUGGGCAUGCCACGGGCAGUCAAAACGAGGCAGCCAUCGCGAACGCAAAAGCCAAAUACGAGUCGAGACAGCACGCAGGCGACGGUCAGCUAAUUGGCCAAGAACGGCAAGACGGGCUAAUAAAACGGAUUGGGCCAACAAAUGGCAAUGCCGAACAACAAUUACAAAUUGCUGGCACGGUAAUUGAUGCAGACGACAUAAACACUAAACGCAACAACACAACAACAGCAACAACGAACACUAAAACGCAGACGGAAACAGAGAACAGAGUGAUCUAUCGAAGGCAAUCGAAGGAAUCGAACGAACAGAAACGACUAUCGCGUCUAUCGCUGGGUAACUUUGCAUUGCUCAAAGACAACACUGCAGGCGAAGAGUCUGUGAACAGCAGCAGCAACAGCAGCAACAAGAAGCAGCGCAGCACAACGUUGCAAAGAAGUCGCGAAUUUCUCAGUGAUAUUUUCAUGGCGCGUGGACGUAAUCAUCAUCAAAAGCAGCGAAAUCAACAGCAACAACCUCCACAGCAACCACAACAACAACAGCAGCCUGCCAACGACGUAAUCGCUAUUGGAGAGGCCAGGGUAACAACAGCAGAAACAUCAGCAGCACACCUUGAAACGAACUCCGACCCCGCCGCGACCGUGUCCACAAAUAGUUAUCAAAUGACUAUGUCUAAUAAUAGCAGCACACCAAAAAAAAUCGACACAACGGUGCUGCGCUGCCAACGCAGAGCGACGAUAAAGAGAGCGAGGCGUUGCAAAGAGAACGACGCAGUAAUUCAGCUGGAGCUGUGCGACAGGAGCAGCCACUGCUGGCAAAAGAGAGCCAGCAGCUGGCCAGAGAAUUGCGACGUGCUGCCGAUGUUCAUAGACAGCGUAGAGCGGCGAGUGCUGAAUUUAUUCAAGCGGCAAACGUCGAGCUGUGCACUGUCGCGGAAGAAGAUCAACAGCAACAGCAGCAACAUCAGCAGCAGCAGCAACAACAGCGGCAACAGCAAGGCGAUGCAACACUGCAGCGCAGCAGCAGCAGCAACAGCAUCAACAACAGCAACAGCAAUAACAUUUACAACUACAACAAUUACUAUAUCAACAACUCUAGUGAUAUAG